AUGACUUGCCUUCCAUUUGGCCUUUCGACAGCGCCUCUAACAUUCGGAAGAGUGUCAAACUGGUUGGCACAGGUAUUAAGAUCACACGGAGUCCGAGUCAUAGUCUAUCUCGACGACUUCAUGUUGGCAAGUCAGAGUCUUCCCACUCUUCAAACGCAGCUAAGGUUCACCUUAGAUCUUUUUUUCAAACUCGGCUGGGAGAUACGUAGAAAAAACGUGGAAAAAACACAGAAAACUCCACAACAAGUAGUACAGUUUCUGGGGAUAACAUGGAACACUAAAAACGGAGCUAUUUCACUACCAGGCGAGAAGGUGUCAUCAUUGAAAAAAAGAUCUUCAGAAACUAAUACGAACUGCCAGAUGGUCUUGGAAGGAUGCAAAGCGAAUCCUGGGAAAAAUCAAUUUUGCCAGUUUUGUAAUUCCGCUGGGUCGCCUAAACUCAAGACGCAUGCAGAUAUCAUCUCGCAUCCUUCCCGAAUGCCGUUCGAGACAGCGGUUCGUCAUGCCGAGGGAGGCACUGGCCGAAUGCCGCUGGUGGUCAAGAAACCUGAUGAAAUUAAGUCCUAUAUUAUCCCGAACUUUUAA
This is a messenger RNA of Sitophilus oryzae (rice weevil), 585 nucleotides long. RefSeq lists its product as uncharacterized. The record is from RefSeq and is a predicted model, not a curated record. The transcript has a single exon. Lineage: Eukaryota; Metazoa; Arthropoda; Insecta; Coleoptera; Curculionidae. Bases 1 to 585 code for a protein of 194 amino acids.